AUGCUGUCAAAAGAAACGCGUAAUCAAGUCAUUAAUAAAUUAACUACACAUUUUAUCGAUUUACCAAAGUUGGAUAAAAAUAAUAGCAUAUAUACAGAAGGUGAGCAUCAAACUGAUUCUUAUUGGGUUUUAGGUUCACAUUGUCCACUAUGUAGAGAAAAUCAUAUGAGUUUGCAAGGGAUCCCAUUCGACGAGGUACUAGAAGCCUUUCCUGAAAAUACAAAUUAA
This is a messenger RNA of Dentiscutata erythropus, 228 nucleotides long. NCBI's taxonomy places the organism in Eukaryota, Fungi, Glomeromycota, Glomeromycetes, Diversisporales, Gigasporaceae. The record is from the annotation of a GenBank genome assembly.